AUGAGAGGCGAUGAUAAUGGUGAUACAAGGGAGGAGGACAGCUCAUCUGAAUUCUCAGACUUGGAACCGCCGCCUGAAUUUGAAAAAGUAUUAGAAGACAGUGGUAUUACACACAAUGCGUCGGAACCAAAAGAAUCUCCUGGAAACGGAGAAGCUAAGGAUGACUUUAACGAUAACGAAAACGGCGAAAGCAGUCGUGACCAACAAAGUAUCGAGGUGGAGGAUGAUGUUGAAGAAGGAAAGAUCCAGAAAUCGAAAGAAUCAUCUGAAAUCGGGGAGAAAGGCAAGCGGAAGCCAGCGAAGCCAUCUCCAUUGGUCCAUGUUGGUUCUACCCGAGAUCAGGAAACGGAAUUGAAUGGCUCAGCAGAAUCGGAUGAAACUUCGUCACUAAGCAAGCGAAAAUUAUUGAUUGCUGGGUUCUGUGCGUGCCUCUUUUUCAUUGUCAUUGUACAAGCCAUCACGAUUGGACUCUUUGUCAGCCAAAACAACUCGAGUGACAAGGAUACUUCUUUCGAGAACGAUGAGGAGAGAAGCCCUACCUUACGACCGACGACUCUAGUGCCAUCCACCACACCCACGGAGGGCAAUGUCUUUGAAUCCAUUGCCAACGAUGGCAACAGCAUCCGUCUGAAUCAAGUUUCCUUUUGCGACGAAUGCACCGAGCGUGUCACUGUCCCCGACAACUACCAUCUGCCCUGGAAUGAUAGGACUUAUGUGACUGAAUUCGAGGUGAAUAGCAACGGCCGGGUCAACUUGCACUGCUGGAAUUUUUCCAACUGUGCCACGAUCGAUGUCGUGGUCAUGAAUCUGUCCCCGAAUGUUCAGGGCUCCAUUUACAUCUUGUGGGAGCAAGAAAACGUGCAAGACGAGGACCGUAUAAGCACCAAACAACAGCAAAGAAGAAGAAACUCGCUCACCGUUUCGUUUGAAGAUGUAAUGUUGUUUGGAUUCUUUGACGAAUCGCCAUAUCGAGUCAAUGCCCAGAUGAAGAUAUCUGAAGGGGAAAUCACCAUCUGUUAUGGUGCAGGAAAAAUUCAGAACAGCUGGAUGCGAGCUGGGAUCUAUAAUUACACGGGCAACUAUCAAAAUUUUCGACCAGCUACCGGUUUGCCAUUUGACAAAAAUGGUUAUGGAUCAACCUUUCCAGCAGAGACUUGUCAGACCUUUUCGGAUGGAGGGGGCUGUGUCCAAACAGCGAAUCCAACCUAUGAUCGGUACCCACACACACCCCAACCGACCAUCACUCCAACCAAUUAUUACCGAACUCCGAGCCCGACCGAUUGGUUCUCACGGACUUCCCCGCCGACCAUAACUCCAACGAACUACCAAACUCCGAGCCCAACCAAUUGGUACCCACGCACUUCCCUGCCGACCAGACCUCCAACCAUAGGUCCAAUGAACUACCAAACUCCGAGCCCAACCAAAUGGUUCGCACGCACUGCCCCGCCGACCAUCACAACCGAUUGGUUUUCACGGACUUCCCUGCCGACCAUAUCUCCAACCAUAGGUCCAAUGAACUACCAAACUCCGAGCCCAACCAAAUGGUUCGCACGCACUGCCCCGCCGACCAUCACAACCGAUUGGUUCUCACGGACUUCCGUGCCGACCAUAGGUCCAACCUCCUAUCAAGAAACUCCGAGCCCUACCAAUUGGUACCCGCGCACAUCCCCGCCAACCAUCAUCCCAAACCACAACCACAUUUCAGGACCGAAUUAUGGCAAUGAUAAUGCUUUGUUUGAUGAUGAUGGGUACACGUACCCAGGCACCUCCCAGCCGACCAUCACUCCAAACUACCACCACAUUUCGAGACCGACUGAUGAUGCUUUUGAUGACGAUAAUUGA
Cylindrotheca closterium is the source of this 1842-nucleotide messenger RNA. The record is from the annotation of a GenBank genome assembly. NCBI's taxonomy places the organism in Eukaryota, Bacillariophyta, Bacillariophyceae, Bacillariales, Bacillariaceae.